AAAGCGGCUUGUUCCGGCUUGCCCCUUUACAUCUUUUUAUCCUUGCCCACAACAUUAAAAUAGUGCCCAGCGCCGCUCCUCCGACAAAGUACACGCAGAAAGCAUUUUUGUGGAACCAUCGGGAGGGUUUAACAUAAAAAAAACAAAAAAACCUCGUCUCGGGCGGAGUAUGCAUGAUGCGUAGCGGUGCAGCAGCCCUCUGCCUGUGCAGCCCGGCGGUGAGGCGCAGUUCGGGCACCAUCACCGGCGGAGCGAUACCACCAUCUCCUCUCAGCCCCGGUUCGUGACACGGAGAGUGUGUGGCUCACUGUACCUGAGCGAACGUGUCCGUCAUAUACUGUCGGAAAAGGGGGGCAGAGAAUCAAAACUGGACCAAGGAAGCUGUAUCUAAUGCUCUAAAAUGCAGUGCCACAUCGCUCUCGCAUCACGAAUGAUCUCCCCGGGCUUGCUGCUGCGGUUGUUUUGCAAUUGAUGAAGAUUUUAUUUUUUAAUUUUUUUAUUAUUUUGAUGCGCUUCUGUGGAUGAAUAUGUUUAUUCUGGUGCUGUGGUGUAGUGUGUGAGUCAUCAUCGGCACUGGCGAGCAGGAGCUGUUGUCGGGGAUCGUUGACAUGCAUUCACCCUGAACUCGGUGACGCCUCCCUCAGUGGUGUCGUGGCAGGAUGCCAGUGCAGGCGGCCCAGUGGACAGAGUUCCUGUCCUGUCCCAUCUGCUACAAUGAGUUUGACAGCAGCAGCCACCAGCCCAUCAGCCUGGGCUGCUCCCACACGGUGUGUAAGACCUGCCUACACAAACUGCACCGCAAGGCCUGUCCUUUUGAUCAGACACCCAUCAGCACCGAUAUCGACCUGCUGCCAGUCAACUGUGCCCUGCUACAGCUGGUUGGAGCUCAGGUCCCAGAUGUGCAGCCGGUGAGCCUGAGCAGUGCAGCAGAGGUUGAGAACUAUGAGGUCUGCAAGGUGUGUGUGGAAGAGCUGGCUCUCUACCUAAAACCUAUCAGCGGUGCAAAAGGUGUGGCGACUCUGAGUCCGAGCGUGCUUAGUCGGCCAAUGCAGAGGAAGCUGGUGACGCUGGUGAACUGCCAGCUGGUGGAGGAGGAGGGCCGUGUGCGGGCUGUGCGGGCAGGCCGUUCGCUGGGGGAACGAACCGUAACUGAGCUCAUCCUACAGCACCAGAACCCCCAGCAGCUCUCUGCCAACCUCUGGGCAGCAGUGAGGGCGCGGGGCUGCCAGUUCCUGGGACCUGCUAUGCAAGAAGAUGCACUGAAGCUAGUCUUACUGGCUCUGGAGGACGGCUCAGCUUUGUCCAGGAAGGUUUUGGUUUUGUUUGUUGUGCAAAAGCUAGAGGCUCGAUUCCCCCAGGCCUCCAAAACCAGCAUAGGCCACGUGGUGCAGCUUCUCUACAGGGCCUCCUGCUUCAAGGUGACCAAGCGUGAUGAGGACUCCUCUCUGAUGCAGCUGAAGGAAGAGUUUCGGACGUAUGAAGCUCUGAGGAGAGAACAUGACGCUCAGAUCGUCCACAUCGCCAUGGAGGCUGGCCUACGAAUUUCACCUGAGCAGUGGUCUUCUCUGCUAUACGGAGACCUGGUCCACAAGUCACAUAUGCAGUCCAUUAUUGACAAGUUGCAGUCUCCAGAGUCGUUUGCAAAGAGUGUCCAGGAGCUGACAAUUGUUCUGCAGAGGACAGGAGACCCUGCCAACCUCACAAGCCUUAGACCCCACCUAGAGCUACUAGCCAACAUAGACCACAACCCAGAUGCCCCGGCACCAUCAUGGGAGGAGCUGGAAAGUGUGAUGCUGGCUGUGAAGUUGGUGGUUCAUGGACUGGUGGAAUUCAUUCAGAACUUCAGCAAGAAGAGCCACGAUGCUCCACAGCCUCAGGCCAACAGCAAGUACAAGACCAGCAUGUGUCGAGACCUUCGUCAGCAGGGAGGCUGUCCCCGGGGAACCAACUGUACAUUUGCACACACACAGGAUGAGCUGGAGAAAUUUAGACUGAGGAACAAGAAGAGCAGCAGUGUGGGCCGUGCGUUCCCUUUAGCACCGGGGGUCAUGGGUAAAACCUUCACCAUGGAGGGAAGCAUCCACACAGAUGUAUCUUCAGGAGUCAAAGGCACAGGAGAGAACACAGCCACCCUGACGGAGGGAGUGCCCGGUCUGACUCACCCGCAACUGAUCUCCAGAGGGUCUGACAUGAUGGAUGAGAUGAAGAGAGCGGUGCCAAAUGGAUCCAAUGGGGCUAAUGGGUCCAACGGGCUAUCUGGCACCAGCAGAAACUCAUCGGGGUCAACUGAACAGAAGCCCAUAUCUCCUCCCAGGACUCCAGUCAGCCACUCCUCAGCGUCGUCUCCCUUGACAACAGUUGGACGGGGUGAUGGUGGCGCUCCUAUGCCCAAACAUGGUCAGUUUGUGCUGCGUGCACCACAUCCUUCUCAGGCGUCAGAGCUGUACUAUCAGGAGCCCCACUCUGCAUAUGAAACAGCCCAUUAUCAACCUACCUCAGGUUCCUACUACCCAUCUACUCUUCAUCCCCCUCACAAACCCUGCAUGGCUCGGUUCCUUCGAUCCUCCAAUGUCCCAGAAUCCUCCCUGCCACCCUCGAUUGGCCCUCCACCAUCUUCCUACCCCAAUGACUCUCAAACACAACACCCACCUUCCUCCUCUUCGUCAGGGUACCCGCCUAGAGAUCGGAUGGGACCUCCUGCCUUCCAUCCCCACCCAGGGCAGCCUCAGUAUGGGCCUCUUGCUCCUGCUCAUGGUGUUUAUGCUCCACUCUAUGACAGCAGGAGAGUAUGGAGGCCUCAGCUGUAUCACAGAGAGGAUGCCAGGAGUAACUCACUGCCUCCAGAGGUGCUGCAUUCCUCUGUCUACCAGCCUCCACUCAGGGAGAGAUUCAACUCUCUAGAUAGCAACUACUGCUCUGGAGCUGAACACCGUGCAGGGCUACACAGGGAUUAUGGCCGUGUUCCUCUGGGCUACGAGGAUCUGUUCAGACGGAAGCAGGAGCAGUGGGCUCAUCAUCACCACCAUCACAAUACCAACAGGCCCUCCCAAUCCUCCCCCAUCUUCACCAUCGAUUUUGGAAGUGAGCAUGUGGAGAGCGGUGGAGGCCAGUGUGUGGGGUGCAGGUUCAGAGGCGAGGAAAGUUUAGCGCACUACUCUCCGUGGUCCUGUGGUACCAUCGGCCCCUGCCUCAGCCCCUUUGAGCCUGAAACGCUCACACACACCUCGGCUCACUCCUGCUCAGAGCACUCGGAGUUGGACAGCAACGGAGGUGGAGGCGGUGGCGUUAGCAGUGGCGGUGUCGGGAAGCGAUGGCUGCAUUCGUUAGAUCCCUACCGCCGCUUGAAAGACGAGGACCCGAUCAUUCCCUUUAGUGAGGGGCCCAUUAUAUCCAAGUGGGGUGCCAUAUCCAGGGCAUCUCGCACGGGCUACCACACCACCGACCCUGUCCAAGCCACGGCCUGCCAAGGCAGCGCCAGCACCACACCCAUCAACUUUAAAGAUUACAACCCCCACCUGGAUCACAGCGACUACAGGUGGAGCUCCAGAGGAUCAGACUCUUCAAGCCACUCCAGUUUCCUAGAGAGUGAGCAUCUUUGUGCGUCAGAGCUUCACGGACGGCGAACUUCAAUAAGCAGCGGAGAGAAAAUUGUGUCUGAUCUGCAAGCACGUCAGACCGCCUACAGCCAGAAUCGGGGCCGGGCUGAGAGUGAGCCGGACCCUGAUCGAGAUAUUGAGCUUGAACUGUGUGUCCUUGACAUGGAGGAUUCAGACCACCAGGAGAUCAAGUCUCAGGAGUCUUUAGACCUGGCCACCCCACAGUCUCAGGAUUCUUCCCACCUCCUUCCACCUCCCUGCUCCUCACCCCUCCUCUCCUCUCCUGUGGAGGAGCACCCCCAAACAGAGGGUCCUUUGUCAGACAAGAUGGAUACUCACCUGCUGAAAAAGAUGGCCUUCAGGAAGUCUCUGUCUCCUGGAGGGUUGGUCUCAGGAGGUCUGGGCGUCGGCAAGCUUAUGCUGAGGACUGGACCCCCUCGACUGGGGGACGCCUCCACCCGGGCUUGUCCUGAGACGCCUGUGACAGAGAUGCUGCUCAAUGGAAGCUAAGGGGACACAAAGUCAGACACUGACCUGCACCAAGCUAGCGCUGAAUCGCUUGCCGACAGCCACAUCCUGGUUAAAGGGAAUAUCAUUUAAUUUCAGCCUUCGAAAAAGUCGAUCAUAUGCCUAAAUAAAACAUGACAGUGUCUGUGCUGCGCCACAUCUUGAGGAGCAAGAGAAAACACACUGUCCUGCCUCCUAAGUGGAGAUUUUUCACGAGUGUACAGCUCCACAGAGAAUUUAGUGAUAUCACUGUUUAUGCCUCGUAAGGUACAUGGUCAGUUUGCACUUACAGUAGAUGCUGAACUUGUCCAUGUUUGCAGUCUCAGCUUUGGUCACAUUUAGGAGAAAGGCUUUAGAUCUAACAUCAUCUUCAUCACAUGAUUUCACAUUACAUUGGACGCCUGAUGUUUGCACAUCAUCUACUAUGUUGUCAUUCAACAUGGCUGACAAAGACAGACUUGUGUUUGAUGGGCCUCUCUUGUGUCAUUUAAAAUCUGAGAGACAACAAUAGCCUAUACAGUAGGCAGCAAUACAGUAUGAUAAGUCUUGCCACUUUUUAAAUUUUCUUACAUUUUGUGUCAAUCUUUUCCUUCACUUUUUCCUCAGUUCCUCACUUUUUGAAUCUUUUAUUUGCUUCCAUAAGCAUCCUUACAUGGCAAAGCCUUCAUUUGGUUUGAUGCUGCUGGUUUAGUUUAUAGCCUUUGCUGUAUUGUUGCACAUAUUCACAGGUAUUCCCUGAAAAAGCAAGAGAUAGAUGUUAUAAUACUUAGAACAAAAACGGGCACUCCGACCCUCCAAUAAAAUAAGCAACUGCAGACAAAAGAGGUCUUCACUAUGCUGAUACUCAAACAAGCCUCUGUCUUUUAUUAGUCAUGGGACCUUUUAAAUGUUGACCUUGACUGUCAUGAGAUCACCGAAUACAACAACACAGUCAUAAAUAGAAUUUGUAAAUGGUCGUCGAUCACUGGAGAUCAAGACAUUAAAACAAAGAUGUGUGUACACUUUUUUUUAAUCCACACUAUACUACCUUUAACUUUUGUUUUAUUAGGCGACUCAUACUGCAACUAAAGAAUACAAAGCACUUCUUUUGGGGACAGAAACUUGUAUUUUCAGCUGCAGAUGGAGCUAAUUUAGUUGAUUUCUAUUCAAGCCACAUUGACUCACCGUCAACUCAAACUAUUGUUUCAUCUUUGUGUGCCUGUAGUGGCUCCUGCAUUUAAUCCUGCUAGUCUUACUGCUCUCACUCUCUCUCACACACACAGUACAUUUGUGUACACUUCACACACAGUAGACACAAACAUGCAAUACAGUGGCCUUUCUCUCCUUGGUGUUAUAUAAACCUGAACACUGGGCUCUACGAUGACUUUUGUCCAAGCCCACUGACAGUCUCCCGUCCUGUUUCAGAGGUGAUAUCUUUCACAUUAAUGUGGUCUCAGUGCUUUCCAGUCCACUCGCCUUUGUGUACAAUGCAAACAAUAUUCAGAGGUUGCGCAUGGUGUUUUCAAGCUGAAGCCUACAAAAGGGAGGGACACCAUUUCUUGUGUUUCUUCAUGCUAUAUCUUUGUUUAACUUUUUUAAAUGUUUUGUUUCAUUUUAUUUUAUGCAUUGCUAACUUCUGUGAAGUUGUUUGUUGGGGUAUUUUGUAUCAGGAUCUUUGUUACUCUUGUUUUGUUGGCUAUAUUUUACAUCACAGAGACAAAACUGAUUGUCUUGUCUAGUGUUCCUCUGUUUUUGCUGGCCAUCAGUACACUGUCUAGUUGACUGUCGUUUUGUGCAGUAUGGGUGACUUCCUUACAGCCCAGCCUUGCCUCACUCCCUUUUAUAGAUAUGAGGCAUCUUGUCAUGUGUGGCUAAUGAAAAAAAAAACAUUAACCCAUUUUAGAUAUACAGGAUUUGAAGUCAUGAAGACUCUGAGUUUGUUUACACCUAUUCUAAAUCUUAUGAGAUUUGUGUAGAGUGAGAAGACUAAUCUUUGAAACUUCCAAGCUUCCUCUUUAAUUUCCUCUCACCUAAGCUACUGUACCUUUUCAGCAGCGACGUCUUUCCUCUCAGAUUAUACAUUAAAUCCCAUUUUAGAGGAUGGCAGAAUGGCUGUACACGUGAGGAUUGCUUAUUUAGUUUUGAGUUAAAAACUUGAAUAGGUAAAUAGGUGACUGGUAACCUUUUUUUUGGGGGGUUUCUCCCAGUCUUCCACCAAACAUAUGCUUGGAGAAGCGGGUAGACAAAACGAUGAAUUUGACUGAACAAUUCAGUGUGACUUGUGAUAAUAGUCUUUUGAAAACUCCAAUAUUUUAUGGGGUUUAUUUCUGAGAUGAAAAGGCAAGAGCUGGCGCAGGGAUUUAGCUUUGUUAUGAAAUUAGCUCAGCUACCUACUGUUGCUCUGCAUCUGUUUACAACUUCACCUUUGAAGUCAUGUAACGUUAAGUGCCAUGUUGUGUACAGUACAGUACAAUCAAUCCCUGCAAUUUUCCUAAAGCUUUUCAUAUUCCUCUACUGUAAACUGUGUGAGGAGGGAAAGGCUCGGUCAAGUGUGAGGAGUGAGAUACUUCUCUUGUAGUCCUGCUUUGUUCCAUUAGAGGAGGCUAGAUCCUUGUCUGUCUUGAAUUGCUCAGGGAAGACUUAAGUUGCUCAACUACUUUGGCUUUUUCUAUAUUCAUCACUUAAAUAUUCUGUGGAAGUAUUUACCUGAAUUUCACUUGCUGAUAACUGGCCAUUUCACCCGAAGCAUAAAUGGGUUACGCUGAUUAUAUUGUUUGCCAGUGUUUACUUUGCCCGUGUUUUCUUUUGCCUCUCAGUAUCAAUAUUGGCUUUGCUAUCCCUGUUCUCAUGGGAAAGGGCUGGGCACUACUGUAUGUAAAAACAGUAUUGUGAGUAUUGAACUAAUGUCAAAGUGAUACUCCCCUGUUUCCUUUAAAGUGUCCAUAGAGCACUGCUGUAGUGGCUAAUUGCACUGCACUAAUUCCCACCCCAUCACUGCCAGCGGGUGCACUCUGCCAGUGAGUGCCACCCCGUGCCCCCUCACCCCACCCCGCCCCGGCUCUUCCUUUAUACCCCACCACCCCAUCCUCCCUGCAUCCUGCGUCAUGCAUGCAAUAUAGUCCCUCUUGUGAUGGCGGAGGAGUAUUGAUGAUUCUGUAGUUGUGAUACAACACACCCAGCGCUGUAAGAGUUCUGCACAUGCCCACUGUGUGGCCACGUCAAGUGCUGAAGUUUGCUUGCAGCAUUUUACUCGUUUGCUCAUGAAAAUUAAUUCUUGUUUAAUAGAGAUUAUAUUAUUAUUAUGACUAUUAUUGUUAUUACCACAUUUGGUUGCUGUUGUGGUAUAUCUCCUUAUUGGUAUAUAGGUCUGGUUCUUUGUUUUGAAUUUGAGAAUUUGCUGAAAAUGUUGAAAUUUUUUAUUAGACAAAAAAGUGUCUCAUUAUUCUAUAUUAUAUGGGGAAAAGCUUGUUUGUUGAUUGUGAAACAUAUGAUGAACUGAUGUUUUCUGACUAUUCAUGUCUGUAUUAGACAUUUUAUUUGCGAAUCUAUUGUUCGAUUGAAAUGUAAAUGAACUAUUAAGAGAUGGUACACAUCCGUCAUUGUAUACAGUCUGGCACCAUCAUUAGAUGGACUUAUAGUAUAGACGCUCAUUUAUACAACCUGUGAUAAUCAGAUAUAUUUAAAUGUUUAAAUCAUUGGGGCAGCCGUGUAAUGUUUCAGAAUGAGGAAAAUCCUUAAAGAGACAGCAUAUCUAAAAUGUCCCCAUAAUGAAUAAUACUGUUACGUAUUCCAUUUAUUUCCUUGGAAAUAUCACAUUGUGAAAGGUUUCCCUUUUACUUACUGUAAGGUAAUGCAGGACUGGAGUAAGUCUAACCUAUGGUGAUACAGAUUUAUGUGCUAUAAUGAUUAAUGAAACUAUAUUGUUUGACUGACUGAUUGAUUCUUCUGUGCAUUUUCUGACUCGUUCAUCUGUAUUACACUGACUUACAGACAGCUUGGCCGAGCAGCAUACUGCUUCUGUGUUGCACUGAGAUGAAAUUAUAAAAAGGAAGAUUUCAGCACAUGAAUUUGCAUGCUACAAUAAACAAACAACAAAUAAUG
Messenger RNA from Dicentrarchus labrax (European seabass), 8183 nucleotides. RefSeq names its product ring finger and CCCH-type domains 2 (gene rc3h2). The record is from RefSeq and is a predicted model, not a curated record. The transcript is spliced from 20 exons. Gene Ontology annotation, molecular function: metal ion binding. NCBI's taxonomy places the organism in Eukaryota, Metazoa, Chordata, Actinopteri, Moronidae. Bases 660 to 4106 code for a protein of 1148 amino acids.